AUGGUUUUCAGUUUCAGUGGUUGACGGAAAGUGAUAGGUGUGUGUGGAGGCGGAGAAUAAAAUUAAAAAGUUCCAAAAGUUAAAUAAAAGUAUAUUUGUUUUGGAUGUUCAUUCACAUUUGAUUAACAUCUACAGUAACCAUAAGUUACUGCUGUCUUUACGUAGAAAAAUAAUGUUAACCUUUUAAAAUAAAUAUCUUACGUAAGACGAAACAGUAAUAAAAUGGGUAAUUCAGUAUCAGCUGAGGCUGGUGUGAGCUUGCCAAACAUUGGUAAUGCAAAUCCACCACCGGAAUGUCCGAUGCACCAGAAAACGGAGCCAAAACCCGCAGAAACCAAACGACCAUCCGAUUGUCCAGUUCAGCAUGGAAAAGACAGUGAUGUCAAUCCCUAUAACAUGAUGCCACCGGCUAACCAACAGCCUGCUCCAGACCAGCCAUUCGAACUUCCUACUCAACGCCAAGUAUCCUCAAUUCCACGUGCUAUGCCUGAUGGAUCCACAGAAUUCUGGGUGUAUCCCAGCCAGCAAAUGUUCUGGAAUGCUAUGUUACGCAAAGGCUGGCGUUGGAAGAAUGAAGACAUCAAACAGAAGGAUAUGGAGGACAUCAUUAAAAUACACAAUGCUAACAAUGAACAGGCUUGGCAAGAAGUCCUGAAAUGGGAGGCUCUACAUGCAAAAGAAUGUGGUCAUCCAAGGCUGAAGAGCUUUGGAGGCAAAGCUUCAGAUUACAGUCCAAGGGCUCGCAUCAGGCAUUGGCUUGGGUAUGAGUUACCCUUUGACAGACAUGACUGGAUUGUUGACCGAUGUGGAAAAGAAGUCCGUUAUGUUAUUGACUACUAUGAUGGUGGUGAAGUCGACAACCAAUACCAAUUUGCACUGCUUGAUGUCAGACCUGCACUCGACUCUUUUGAGAAUGCUUGGGAUAGAAUGAAAGUUAUGUAUAUGAGAUAUCGCUAUGAACUUAUUGGUUCCAAGGAAAAUACUAAACUAACUAAUUAAAUCCAGUUGAUUAUCAUGCGUGUUGCAUGUACUUACUACUAUUUAAGUAUUUAUUUUAUUGUGGGGUUCUUCUGUCGACAAGAGUUUGUCACUGUGGAAACUCUUUGUGAUUAAAUUUUAUUUAAAAUAAUAAUUAUUCACAGUUGCAUACCCGUUGUCUAUACGUGGACUUCAUAAAACAUUUAAGGAAUUAAAUUAGAAGUAUUCUAUGGAUACUUUAGUGAUUCAACCAUGAUCUAUAGGUUAGAAUACCCACAUUAUAUGUAGGUAAUUUAAUGCUUGUUCUAUAGUCAGUACGUAACAUAGAUGUUAUUAUUAUUUCUUACAAAGUUAUCAUAACUUUGCUAAGAAUAACACCUGUAUAGAUACAAAAGUACUAAUAAGGUUUAAAACAAUAAAAGCUGUAAAAUAUAUAAA
Spodoptera frugiperda (fall armyworm) is the source of this 1416-nucleotide messenger RNA. It is a transcript of the gene Cchl, whose product is annotated as holocytochrome c-type synthase. Bases 223 to 999 code for a protein of 258 amino acids. Gene Ontology annotation, molecular function: holocytochrome-c synthase activity. The record is from RefSeq and is a predicted model, not a curated record. Gene Ontology annotation, cellular component: mitochondrion. Lineage: Eukaryota; Metazoa; Arthropoda; Insecta; Lepidoptera; Noctuidae. Gene Ontology annotation, biological process: cytochrome c-heme linkage. The transcript has 4 exons.